AUGCUUAUCUUAAGCGUGUGUCCUCUACAGAUGUUGUUUUAUAAUUUUACUCAAACGCGCGUCUCUUAUAACAAAAUCAUAGGGACCGAUAUUGAUAUUAAUUCUAGGGCUUUUUUAAGAUUCAAAGCACUCACUCACUCAGCGCUCUCUACAAUCGAUCCGGAGACCUCGCCUCGCUUCCGGCAACCCCUUGCUCACUUCUCCUCAUCGACGGUCUCAUCAUCACCCGACCUCAAAUUCCUUUGUUUCCAUCUUUUGCAGAAAACCCAAAUACACGCUCCCCCCGUUUUUGAUGCUCAGAAACGAAAAAGGGCAAGCGCCUUGUUGAAGUCUACCAGAAAGAAAAGUGUACGGAUGAGCCUAAUGGGUCGGGGAAUAGCAGAGGAAGAGCUAGUCCUUCUUCAUAGAAGACUAUGUGAUCUCAAUUUCAUCUUCUCCCUGUUCUCCGAUUCUCCCGACAACAACUACAGGUUCGGCACAAUGGCUGACCGGAAAGAGCAUCUCCUCCCACCAAAAGCUACAUCAGCUAUAAAUACUGCUGGAAAGGCAGGUGUAUACACUUACAAUAUACAUUUCUGGUUGGGAAAAGAUGCUAAUCAGGAUGAAGCUGGAGUAGCAGCUGUAAAAGUUGUUGAGCUUGAUUCAGUUCUUGGCAAUCGUGCAGUAGAGUAUCGAGAACUUCAAGGUCAUGAAUCUAAUAGGUUUUUGUCAUACUUUAAACCAUGUUUAAUUCCACUUGAGGGAGGUUUUGGAUUUGAAGUCAAAACACCCGAAGAAGAAGAAGAAAAAGAAGAAGAAGAAGAAGAAGAAGAAGAAGAAGAAGAAGAAGAAGAAGAAGAAGGAGAAGAAAAAGAAGAAAAAGAAAAGCCUGAACCACGGUUGUACACAUGUAAAGGAAAACGAGUUUUCAGAUUGAAACAGGUCCCUUUUGCGCGCUCCACCCUGAAUCAUGAUGAAAUGUUCAUAUUGGACACUAAAGAUAAAAUAUUUAUGUUCAAUGGGGCCAACACGGAUGUUCAAGAAAGCAUUGUUAGAGGUCAAUUUCAGGAAAUAGAAGGCGAACUUUCAAAAUCAUCAUUACAUAAUGACAGAUGUUAUCUUUUAUACUGUGGCACCGAUUUAUUCGUUUGGGUUGGUCGAACAACACUAUUGCCAGAUAAAAAAUCUGUCAUGCAUGCUGCUGAGGAGUUUAUUCUCAAAGAAAAUCUGCCAAAGUCAACUCCUGUAACCCGUAUUGGUCAAGGUCAUGAGACAAGUUCAUUUAAAUCCAACUUUGCUUCUUGGUUAGUAGCUUCAGCAGCUUCUGCUCCUGAGGAAACUAGAGGAAAAGUAGCAGCUCUGCUGAAGCAACAAGGUGCUUUUGCCAAAGGUCAGACAAAAAUGGCUCCUGUAGAGGAGGAAGUUCCACCUUUGCUUGGAGAAAAUGGAAAAGUUGAGGUAUGGCGUAUUGAUGGUGAAGAAAAGACGGAAUUACCCAAGGAGGAUAUUGGAAAAUUUUACAGUGGAGAUUGGUAUAUUUGUCUUUACUCCUACCAUUCUGAUGAAAAGAAAGAAGAUCACUACCUGUGCUGUUGGAUUGGGAAGGUUAGCAUCCAGGAGGACCAAAAAACAGCUGUUCAACAAACUACUUCAAUGUUCAACUCUAUGAAAUGCAAACCUGUUCAGUCUGGAGUACCUGUAAAAUUCUCUAGAGAAGGAAAAGAGAGCUUAGCUUUCUGGCUUGCACUUGGUGGAAAACAAAGCUACUCAAGUAGCAAAGUAACACAGGAAAUCAUCCGUGGACCUCACUUGUUUGAAGUAAUAAGCAAUAAAGGAAAGUUAGAGAUUGAAGAAGUUCACAGCUUUGAACAAGAUGAAUUGUUUCCAGAGGAUGUCUUGAUAUUAGAUACACAUGCUGAGGUCAUCGUUUGGGUUGGUCAUUUAGCACAGUCAACGGAAAAACAAAACGCUUUUGAAACUGGCGAGAAAUAUGUAGAGCUGGCUGCAUCUAUGGAUUCCUAG
Lactuca saligna is the source of this 2001-nucleotide messenger RNA. Lineage: Eukaryota; Viridiplantae; Streptophyta; Magnoliopsida; Asterales; Asteraceae. The record is from the annotation of a GenBank genome assembly.